Messenger RNA from Scleropages formosus (Asian bonytongue), 8620 nucleotides. RefSeq names its product serine-rich adhesin for platelets-like. NCBI's taxonomy places the organism in Eukaryota, Metazoa, Chordata, Actinopteri, Osteoglossiformes, Osteoglossidae. Gene Ontology annotation, cellular component: cytoplasm. The record is from RefSeq and is a predicted model, not a curated record. Bases 308 to 6850 code for a protein of 2180 amino acids. Gene Ontology annotation, molecular function: pyrophosphatase activity. The transcript is spliced from 17 exons.
GGAGGCAAGCUCCCUGGCAUCAAGCGUCAUCAGAGUGAUCCAUCGCUCCGAGCGACAGGGACAUGGCGAGGGGGCGGUGCCGUUGACAGCCAUUGUCACCAGGGAGAUCCUCCAGGAGGCGUCGGAGCGGCUGUCAGCCCCCCUGGCCGGACUCCUCCGAGGAGCCCUUCUUGUACAGUCUGUGAAGAGCCCCACCAAAGACCACUGUCUCCCACCAGACUACGAGGAUCUUCUCAGGGAGCUGGGACACAGGUGCCUUGACCAGGGUCACGCAGACGACGUCACCGGGGACCAGCAUCCUCUGGUUAUGGACAUCCAAGGUGUAAACAUGGAUGAAAUCCUCCAGAAGGAUAUGAAGGAGAUUUCAGACGGAGACAUCAAACUGUCUGUCAGUGUUGUGUCCAUCGAUCUGGAGGACUACAGUACACGUCCAGGUCUCAUCUGGGAUCUGAAGUCUUUUUGCGAUCGCCAUGGUUAUGAAGGGCUUGUUGUGGUGUCCUCUUUCCUGAACGAUGUGCACCGCCAAUGUGAACAGGUGGCAGUGUACUCUGCAAACAAGGAUAUUCUAAACCAGAUUUGCUGUGAAUUGGAGGAGGGCCAUAACUCCAGCCUUGACGCGGAGCCCCUGGACUCCACAUUAACUGUGUUCCAGCUGUAUAAGUUCAGAAACACACCAGUCUACACUGAACAGAUCAUCAAGCUGGUCAAAGAGUUUUUGGACCGGAGGGAGCGUCUGUUUGCCCCCAACAGCAGGACAUCAUCUACAGAAGGUGUAGCUGGCAGUGCCCCACUCUCCCAGGGCUCUUCCGGGAUAACGGACAUGUACAGCUCCGAUGCUGAGCCCCCCACCACUGUACCUAUUCACUCCCUUGAGAACCCCCCUGAACCUUGUGAGUCCCAGCAAGCCUUUGGAGAAGUUGGUGUGGAGCUGCUAAGCCCUGACAGUGGCCUAGCCACUGUUCGCAGCAGCCGUUCUUCCAAAGAGAGCUCCGUGUUCCUCAGUGAUGACAGCCCCACAGCUGAGAUGGCAGGAUUCUUCCAAAACCCUACUCUCUGCUUCCCCUCACUGUCCACUGCUGCUGCUGGUGUGGGACAAAGCCCACUGGAGCAAAGGGUGCCUAUCAGGAACAAAAGCGAUAAUUUUGACCUUUUCAGUUUUGACCCCCUUAAUAGCAGUAGUAUAUCCCCCCCAGAUGACAGUGGCAAAAUAAAUGUUAAUAGGGAUGAGUGUACCAGUUCUAGCUUGUCAGAAUUUGGAGAUUUAAGUCUUGUGGACUUUUAUACAUCUGAUGGGCAGAGUGUAAGUGAGGGGAGCUGUUUGUCAGGAGAUCAGUUUCUGUUGUUUAGUGCCAACCGCUCUGUAAGUGAUGGCACAGACACCAGGAUCCCACCUACACCAAUGAACAGUCUUGUUGAGACUUCGCCCAUUGCCCAGGGACUUCCAAAGUUCUUCCCUGAAGAUAUUGUUGAGAAAAUCAACGGUAUUGUCUACAAAGACAGUGUCUCAUCGACUGAGCUAUGGGAUGACUUUGCCUCAGACACUAAGGGCUCAACCUCAGAUGAUGCAAAUCUGUGGAGUCUAACAGAGUUUGGAAAUGUAGUAGAGCAAAGUCCAGAUACUGAUUUGGAUAAAGAGGUACAACUGAGGGGGAGCAGACAGAGGGAAGAGGGAGAUGAACAUGCCGAACUCCUCGUAAAGAAAGACAUAAAGUCAUGUCGUUCUUGUUCCAGUGAGUCAUCUCUCUGGGCCACUGCUGCUAUGGGACACACAUGUGAUUGGAAAGCGGAUGCAGCUGAUUCUACUCAAGCUGAAAGUCACUGUCGACAUUUGUCAGAUCCAGUAUUCCGUGAAGAUGUAUGGCAUUCACAGGAUGUCCAAAACAGUGAGAUAUUUGAAAGAACUGAUGCCAUCAUUGAAAGCUGCAAACCACAGGUUUAUAUACAGAGUAACAAUAAUAAGGAAAGUAAGGAUCCACUUAUGAAAAUGUUCGACCCUUUGUGCACUUAUGACUCUCAUACCCUUAGCUCAGAGAGAAAUGAUGCAACAGCGCCAGUCCCAAAGCAGGAUGACUUACAUAGUGCUUUGUGUGACAUUGAUCAUGGGGAAGAAGUUGAUCUUAACUGUGCUCCAAAUGCUGAUAAUGGGAGGCAUUUAACAGAAGACAGUUUUUCUGACGACAGAAGUAUGAACUACACAGCACCUGCAGAGUCUCAGUGCCUUGCUGUGGUAGAUGAUUUCUUGCUGAAAGAGCAGCCCAUAUAUGAGAAGGAGGUGCCCCCAUCAGGGGGGGGAGAAAUGAACUUGGUGCCCUCAGGCACUGUGUCACUCACACAAGCAGUGCAGCCCAUUGAGAUGCUGAGCAGAUGUACUCAAAUGAAAGAAACACUGGAAACAUGCAAGACUGCUGAAAGCUGGAACACUGUAGCACUCCAAGAAAAUGCCCAGAAAUUUUCCUUGGAAGAAAGUGAUCCAAGUCCAGACAGCUCCCCCUUGUGGAAUCCAUUUGUUCAAAUAACUGAGCCGGUAGAGGUCUAUGAUAAUUGGAUGUCUAGCGUUACCACUGAAUUAAGGAAUCCAGAAAACCUGAGUGACAGUCCAUUUAUCCCGGUGGAAAAAGAUAAGAGGGAGCCACCUUUCAUUGAAAGUUCUAAGGAGACUGAAAAGAAAAUUGUUCUCGCACCGGACACCUCAGAAGAGGACAGUCGUCUCAGUAAGGAGGGAUCUCCUGAGUCAGAUUUUUGGACUUCUUUGGUUCAGAAAGGCCCUCGAAAAUCUGGUGCUAACUUUAAUCCACAGUCACUUGACAUGUGGAACACGACUAUUUGCAGUGGUUCACAAUCAACUGUCACAACCCCGGACACAAUUGAUAUUUCUGAAGCUUCUGACUUGUGCACCAGCCUUCACCAGGGUGAGUCCAUGGACAGUCCCCUUCAGGCUGUCCACAAGAGCAUGGACAUGUGGAACACUACUAUACAGGAAGACACCCAGUCCACAGUGACCAGUCCCGAAGAAAAAGGUGACAGCUUGGAUGUAGGACUGUGUGAAACACCUCUGGAAAAUGACAUAUCAGAAGAAUAUUUCAAAACAGGAACAGAGGUAAAAAAUCUGGAAAUUUCUAACAAGGACACUGACAGUGACUCACAGAGUGUCUCAGCUGGACAUAGCAGUCCAAGCAGCUGCAGUGAAACCAACACAAGAGUCAGUGACCUUGGAGCUUUAACAGAAAUUAAAACGUUCAAUUCCGAAUCUGAUUCUGAGAUUUUGUCAACUGAGAUUUCAUUAAGUGAGACACAUGACCCAGAAAGCUCAAAAAAAUGUAAGAAAGCUGAUGAACUAUUAGCUGAAAACUUUAUACCGUGUGUUGAUGAUUCUCCUAGUAAUAUUUUAAAUGAGGUAAUGUUAGACACUGGAAUCCAUUUAGAACCAACGACUGAUAAAAGUGACUUGCUUAGAACAGAAGUGCAGUUUUCUGCAGUGGAAAAUGCACACGACUACAGUAAAUCCUUGCUCUGCACCAGAAUGUCUCCUUCAGAAUCUGGAAAUGAAGCUGAAUGUGAGUUGAUGCAGAAAUACAAUCCUUACCCAGAACAGCGAUUUCCGUCAAAUGAGAACCUUCAGACUCUCUCCAUCUCAGAACAAAUGGUAAAGUCCGUGUCUGAAUAUGACAAUGUAAACCCUGAAUCUCUAUGGGAUGAGCCCUCACCUGAUUUUAUGGUGUAUCAGGAAAACACGGUAAUUUCCCCACAAAUUCAAGAUUCACCAGCAUUUGCAGAAAAAUGCAGCCGUACUGUCGCAGAAAGUUUUGUGGUAGCUCCAGAGACAGAUUUUUACAUCAUGUCUCAAGAAACCAAGAGAUCUGGGCCAGUGGGUAGCAGGGAGACAGCUCAUGAGACUUGGCAUGUGGAGCAGGGCAGAGAACCCAACCACUCCAAUUUGGACAUGGUCAAUCUCAGAGUAGGGGGCUCUGAUUCUCCUAAGUCUGAUGCUGACUCUUAUCUUAAAAUUCCUGGUGAUUUUGAAACAAAACAACACAUGACAAAUGACCUAAGUCAACAGAAAGAGGACAGUUUAAAUGAUGCAAAGACGUUCCCAUCUAAUCUUAUUUUGCCUCAGUCUGAGAGUCCGGAAGGGGAAAUAACCAUAAUCCAGGAGUCAAGCAAUCAUAUGAGAAAGGAAUCUUUGACAUUUUUGGUGCAAGAAUUUGAUGAAGAAGGUCACUUGACAAAACAGAUCAGCAGCCCUGAAUCUGACAAAAACAUUUCAGAAGGCAGCUGGGUGGAGAGUGAAUAUGAAAAUGAGGUUGACUCCACAGAGGACACAAGCCAGUACUCCCCUUUUGUGCUUCUACAUGGAUCGCCUCACCGAGAGGGAGGCAUGUUUCCGUUGGGCCAGGAUGAUAGCACUUCAGCAACUGUCUCGAGUGGUGUCCCAUUUCACCAGAGAAAUACUGAGGGCAACGAUGGUGAGAGAUCAUAUCUUUGCUCCCCUAAGGAGGACAAUAUAUCCUUUAAUGGUGAUGAAUUCUUGCCUGUUGAGAAGUUAGAGAAUUUAGAGUCACCAGGGUACACAUAUUCAUCUGCUCAAGAAACUACAGAAGUUACUGUGGACAGUUCUUCACAAGUGGAAGGACAGCCGAAAAUGUUGUGUGACAAUGCUGAGGACACUCCAGUUGUCCUGGCAGCAACAAGUUUACCGUUGUUGCAAACAGACUCUUCCAAUAGAAAGCAAGUUUCUCCUGAUGUACUUCAGCUUGAAAGCCACGAAGAUUUGAAAUCCAGCUCAGAUGGGGACUCAUCUGGCCUGGAGAUGGAAUACAUUAUUGUAUCAGGCAAGGGGACAGUCCAAGACGGUGGUGAAAAGGACAGGGAGGUUUGCUUGGCUCCCGGAGGAGUUACCUCUGUUCUAAAUCUGUUUGAUUCACCAGAGUCUUGCCCCUCGAGUCCUUAUCAAAUGAAAGUUGGCCCAAGUAGCUGUUACCAAAUGGACACACAAGCAAGAAACUCUUUGCUAACAAGUCCAGACUUGAAUAAUGAUAACCAAACAAAUGAAGAAUUAAACGGUGUCAGCCCAGCAAAUGCAGACCUGACCAGCCCAGAGGACUACAGUUCCCAAGUCAAAGACACAUACAGUCGCUUUAGUGCCAAAGAAGAUGUAUAUGUGAGGUCACAAAUUUCCCUGGAGGACUCUGAUGAUGGGGAGCCAGCUGCUUCAGAAACCCAGGAGUGGACACUUCUGGAAACACAGAAGACUGUCACUCCUAGACAGAGUUUGGAAGUGACCAGCAGUCCUGAAACUGACUUGAAGCAGUCCAUCAGGGAAGGAGGUUUGCAGUUAGCAAGUAAUGCCAGAGAAGAAGCGUGUAUGGAUCAUGAGGGAGAAAGGGAUUGUAUGAUCUCCAGCCAUAACCAGCCCAAUCAACUAGUGAAGACAGUUUCUAUGGACACAUUUGUUGUGCCAGCAGAUCUGCAUUGUUCUGACGUACACAACGAAAGGAAAAUGGAACAGCCAUUUGAGGACUGGCCUUCUAAAGAUGUUGGGGAAGACAAUCAUCAGUUAACAAGAGAUGAGUUCCUGAACACUCCUGAACACUUACUGACAGAACAACCUCUAAGACAAGAACAGGAAUACCCAGCUGAAGAAAAUAAAGCUGUGCUGAGCUACGCUAUAGGAUGCCUGUCACCUGAUGCCUAUAGUGAGGAGUUUGCCCCCACUGGAGAGAAGCCUGAGGGGACUGAUGCCAGACUGUCCACUCCAGGAACAGAAAUGAAAGACACUGUCCACCAUACAGCUGUGAGGUCCCCACUGGAGGAUGUGGCUAUGGACCUCCAAUACGAAGAGGACACGAGUCCCAAUGGGACGGAAAACAGACCAGCACCACCCUCCUCACUGGACCUGCAUGGGGCGCACCCUCAGCGCAAAAAGCUGGCUGCCCCAGAGAUCAACCUGUCACUGGAUCAGAGUGAGGGCUCCAUCCUUUCAGAUGAUGCUCUGGACACACCCGAUGACCUUGACAUAAACGUGGAUGACCUGGACACACCUGAUGAGGCAGACUCUCUGGAGUACACUGGCCAUGGAAAUGAGUUAGAGUGGGAAGCUGAAGCAUCCAGACAGGACGGCGCUGGAGAGUCUAUUGAAGCAAUUCCAGAAUACACGACGGAGGAAGAGCGCCAGGACACUAAACUCUGGAGAACUGUCAUCAUUGGAGAGCAGGAGCACCGCAUCGACAUGAAGUGCAUCGAGCCAUACCAAAAAGUCAUCUCCCACGGAGGUUAUUAUGGAGACCUCAACGCCAUCAUUGUUUUUGCUGCAUGUUUCCUUCCUGAUAGCAACCGGGACAACUACCACUAUGUCAUGGAGAACCUCUUUCUCUAUGUAAUAAGUACUCUGGAGCUGAUGGUGGCAGAAGAUUAUAUGAUCGUGUAUUUGAACGGAGCUACACCUCGCCGGAGAAUGCCUGGACUGGGCUGGCUAAAAAAGUGCUACCAUAUGAUAGACAGAAGGCUCAGGAAGAAUCUGAAAUCCUUCAUUAUAGUACACCCAUCUUGGUUUAUCAGAACCAUCCUAGCUGUCACCAGACCUUUCAUCAGCUCGAAAUUCAGCAGCAAGAUUAAGUAUGUCAAUAGCUUAGCAGAACUGAGUGAACUCAUCCCCAUGGAGUACAUGCACAUUCCAGAGAGCAUAGUCAAGUAUGAAGAAGAGCGGGGUAUUAAACAGUAUGCAUGCAUGAGGCUGGAUGAAAAGCUAAAGGAAGCAGCUGAAAUGGAUAAAAUCAACAGCUUUCUGAAUGGACCAGAGCCUGCAUCUGGCCAGCUGGAGGAAGACAAAACCUUGAGCGCCAGCGGCUCCUAGACAACGUGGAGGUGAACGCAAUCGCACACUUGACGCAACUAUUCCUGGGAACUUGUUGUUGUCUAAAAUUUUGUCAUUAUGUGUCCUGGUAAAAUAGGUGACAAAAACAGUGUAGAUAAAUACACGUAGCUAGAAACUUUUUUUUUUUUUUUUUUUGUGAUCGGGAGCAAUUUCACUUCCAAAGGAAAUCAUUUCCUACAAUAUUAUGACGUUUUAGAUACCAUAAAUGUUUAUUUUAUACCAGCAAUUUAUUUUAAAAAAUGUUUAACUUUUUGUUUUCCUACUGAAAUAAAGCAAAGAUUCAUGUAAUUUCUGGGAUGUUAGGGGCUCAACUGAGCAACAAGAUGCCUUCAGCUGUGACGUUAGUGCCCACAAUCAUAUAGCGUGGUCUUACCAGUACGAACCAUAGGUAUAGGCAGUGCAGUGGUAAUGACUUGGCUUGAUAGCAUCAGGCCAUGAUUAAAAAAAUUCAACACAACUGGAUUCUUGAUUUUUCUUUUGAAGAAAUACCCUACAUUUGGCAACAUUUCCAUAGUUAUAACGUAAAGCUAAUACUUUGAUUAUUCACAUAUCUGCAUGAGCAUCUUUAUAAGGAUAUAGGCUAACUGGCAUUCCACCUUGUCUCCUUUGCAUUUUUACUGUCUCAUUCUGGAGAAUUAUUUUGCUGAAUUGCAUUUAAACACAUUUUGUCCACUUCCCCAUACAUUUUCAUUAAUUUCAUAAUUCCUGUUACUGCUGCUAGUACAAUGGAAUAUGAUGAUCUGGACUAUAUUAUUACUUAUUAUACUUCAGAAUAUCUGGUAUAAGAGGAUGUUAAGAUUCUCUCAUGAAUCAACAGUUAUGUACCAGGAAAUGUACAUUUGUGGCGCUGUUGCACAUAUUUCAGUUUCCUUAAGUGAAACACACUUAAAUGGCAUUGUUAUUGCCACAAUCCAUGCACUGCACACUAAAAACAAUCACUCAUGCUACGUGUUUCACGUGCUUCAUAUGUGUGAAAUGUAGCGAUCGGAAACUUUUACCUGUGGAAAGCAAAUCUGUUUGCAAAAGGGGGCAAUAUCUGGAUGAAACGGAAUGACAGUAUGAAUGCCUGAUGUACAGUAUAUCUGUCAACAAAAGAAGUUACUUUAACCAUAGAAAAACACAGCAGUGAGUAUAGUAAUAUAGACAAACUCAAAAAAUGUCAUUGAAUUUGAAAGGAAAGAUGUCAGAGUAAUGAAAAUGCAUUAAACACAUUAGAUGUCACAGUAAUUAAAACACAUUGUGUAAAAUCCUUGUUCUUGUUUUAAUUACUUUUCCCAUUCAUAAGCAGUUUGGAAAUCUUUGUCUUCAGUCUACGCAAUAAGUCCUGUUCAGUAUAAUCUGUAAACUAUUAUGAAUGCAUGGGAAGUUUAUUCUUUCAUUAAAAUAUUAAAAGCCAUGACAAAAUUAUUAUUUUUACUUAGCUAAAAUAUUUUAAAAGCUAUAUUUUAUAUUAUGUAUUAUGUAAAAUGAAUGGAAAUAAAUCCAAUCAGGACAUGUGCAUGUUAGCUCAGAGGUACCUGUUGAAGAGGAACUGGAAGUGAUCCCAUGGGCUAACGUACUAUAUUCAAAUCCUGUGUGUCAUGUCAACAUAUUUCUUCCUGGUUUGCCCAGUAUUGGUACUUUUAGGAGUAAAAUGAGAUGUACUCGGAUAAUGAAGAGGCACCGCAAAUCUUACCCAGAGCACCUCUCAGAGAUGUGUGGAUGUGUCAUGUGAAAUAUGCAAAACUUUGAAUAAAUGUCUUACACCGA